Messenger RNA from Drosophila ananassae, 1255 nucleotides. RefSeq lists its product as uncharacterized. The transcript has a single exon. The coding region runs from base 192 to 968 and encodes 258 amino acids. The record is from RefSeq and is a predicted model, not a curated record. NCBI's taxonomy places the organism in Eukaryota, Metazoa, Arthropoda, Insecta, Diptera, Drosophilidae.
AGGUUCUAGUUCCGAUGUAAAGUCUUAGGAGUAUCUUUUUUUUUAUAAAAUUUUGUUUUACUCGUGAAUGGAUUAUCGUGUCAAGCCCAAGCAAUAGCUUCUAUAUUUUGUCUAGUCUUUUAAAAUACGUUUCAAAAUUUAAUCGGAACAUUUUCUUCCAACUGAAAAAUCAAAAUUGGGCCGACGAUAUCAUGACCAUCACCAACUGGUCCAAGUGGAAUGGUGUUGCCUCCAACAACGAUAUUCAGAAGAUCCGGCCCAAGGUGAUUCAGGGUUUCGAUCGUUUGGAUGGACGCCUGCGGGCUGUGAUUCAGGAGCAGGACUUUGUGAAGGACUCGAUGAAGCGGAAGCAGGCUGGCCAGGCGGACAAACGCAAGAAGGCGAAGAGACCCAAACGGGCCGGCAAGAAGCGAGCACCGCGUGUCUGUAAGUUUCAGGACAUCUAUGCCGAGAACCACCAGGAACUGCGGCGUGAUGUGAUCAGGCGGCAGCAGAAUAGCAAUACGUUUCGCAGUCGUCCGAUUCCCGAUUUCCAGAAGUGCCACAAGCGCCUGGAAAAACGUCGGGCUUAUUUGAAUUCCUUGAAGACGGUGACCAAACCGCAAACUCCUCGAACCCUCAGUGUCUCUCUGGAGGCGCUCAAGAAGCGGGAAAGUAGGCUGAAGACCCAAGUCCAGAAGUCGGACAGCUUCAUACCUCGGAUUAAUCGUAAAUCUUUAAACUAUCUGCGGCGUGCGCCGUUUGUGCCCCGGAUCGUGUCCACUUUCAUCAAGCCGCAGCCCUUUAACCUUCACUCUGAGGUGCGGGCUGAGCACCGUCGGAAGUUCGACGAGUGGUCUCGGAUGCGGAUGAUGCAGAAGUGGCAGCAGAAGGCUUACGACUGGUUCGAUCGGGAGCGUCGAGAGUUCCUCAAGCUGCGCCGCCAGACAAAUUUCAAGGCAAGACCCAGCCCCUGGAAGAGCAUUUAAGUUCUUUUAAGGAUAAGGAAUCAGUUGGAAAGAUAUCCUUAAACUUAAAUUAGUCUAGAUUAGGUUGUUGGAAAAAAAGAAAAACUUUAAAAAAAAUUUUUAAAAUAUUAUUUUAAAAAUAAAAAAAAUGAAUAUGCCAAAAUUCUAUAGUCAUCUCUUACAAAUUUGUAUUAUAUAACAUUAUAAGUACAUAUGUAUGUAUAUAUGUAUAUACUUAUAUAAAGCAUAUAUAUGUAUAUAUGUGUAUAAAUAGUGUAUAAUAAAAUAUUAUGUUGUAUUUGUUUUAA